GAAAGCGAAAAAGCGAUUCGUCGUGGCGCAAGCGCCAAAGCAGAAGCUUUUUCGAGCGAGCCAGCCGGCGGUGCCGAUGAUCAAACGCAUCGGAUUCAGUGGCGGCACGGGCGCAGAGAGCAAGCCGAGUAACAGCUUCCCACCAGCCACAGUCAGUCAGUCACUCGCGAUCGGUUAGUCAGUGACGGCAGUCACGCGGCGACCGUGUCAGACGCACGUUGGUUCGCGCGGAACGAGGCCGUUGUUGCCGGACGGGUGAGAAAAGAAGGAUAUUUGGUCGGUGAUCGAGAAAGGUCCGCCGUUAAAUCGCGAUCGAAGUCUCGCGUUGCUCGCGUUGGACGUAUAUGUACAGCGCGGAAUAUCGCCGCGCAGGCGCGAUGCGACGCUCGGCCGUCGCUCGGGAUUUGGCGUCGACGAUCAUCUGAUACGAAAAGGAGCGCGAAGUCGCUGCUGGCCGGCUGGUGAAUCGCGUGUGGAUGAUCGGCUCGAGAGUUUGGAGCGGUGACCCGGCGACAGAAGCGGAGCGUACCGGCGAGUUGCGCCGCGAGAGACACGCGCGAAUCGUAGGUGAAGAGAGCGAGGCGCGAACGAGCGAGACGGAGCGAAGAAGAGGAAAAGAGAGGUUGCCAACCACGCCACCAGCAGCUCCGUUUCGUGUCCCUCUCGAAACUCGUCGCCCGUUGUGUGCCGCCUUAUAAAACGCGCGCGCAGUUACGCGUUCGUGCUCGUACGAACGAGAUAGCGAAAAAACGACGAAAGGGAUAGUAAAUAAAUAGUCGGAAGAUAAAUCGACGGACGAGAGAGGCUCGUGUACCUUUAGCCGUCGGACGUGCCUCGAGAACGCGGUGCGCGACGCACACCUCUCGCGUUAUCUGCGGUAAAUACUGCGGGCUGUCCCGUGGGGCCGUCGAUUGUUUCUAAUCGUUAUCGUGCGCGCGACCGACCCGGCCGCGUAUCGUCGCAGUUGUCAUCGACUUCGCCGGUCGUCGUUAGCCGAUCCUCCUCGAAAUAAGGUGGUGCGAGACACGCACGGUGGAAAGAGUUUUGUGCAGUGAACGGUCGUUAAUAGACCAGUGCCGCGGCUCCGCGCGCCGGACAGAGACGGAGUCGAGCGUCUUUCGUAGCAGAGAAAGACAGCGACGAAACGAGACGCGAGAAGAGUACGCGAAGGUGGAAAAGAGACGAAGGAAAACGCGCUAUAUACGCGUCAAGCAUCGCGCGCGAGUGCCAGAGACGAGACGGUGAAUAGGAGAGACGCGAGAGUGCGACGGAGAGAGAGAGAAAGAGACGAAGACGCAACGAGAGACGGACUCGAAAGCAGCCGAGAUGCAUUUCCACGGUGGUCUCUUGUCGAUCUUGCUUAUCGUCGUUUCUUGCCCUUUGACCCUGCGCGCACGUAGGGUCGCGCCCUUGAUCGAAGACGACUGGGCGAGGAGACCUCAUCGAGCCGCCGAAUGCACGUUCGGCAAGCAGAUACGGGAAUUGGGCUCCACCUGGUUCGCGGAUUUGGGCCCGCCCUUCGGAGUCAUGUACUGCAUCAAAUGCGAAUGCAUUCCGGUGCAAAAGAAGCGACGGAUCGUGGCGAGGGUCCACUGUCGUAACAUUAAAAACGAGUGCCCGAAACUUACGUGCGACGAACCUGUUCUUCUUCCUGGCCGAUGCUGCAAGUCCUGUCCAGGAGAUUUCAGUACGGACAUAGUGCAGGAUCUGCCAGCGCAGCUGUCGUCGGAGGAAGAGGAACGAAGUCUGAAACAUUUCGGAACCCUGUUAACUGGCAGAACAUCUCAGGUCCUCCGUCGCGACGAGCCCAGCCCAACAUCCCUCUACAACAGCGCCUACAACUACGUGGCUACCGGGCGUUUCACUUUCCACCGCAAGAACCUCUACUACUCGUUCUACCUAUCGACAACAACUCCCCGACCGAGGAGCAUACAAUUCGUAGACGGUUCAGGGAGCAUCCUAGAAGAGCAGAUAAUUGACCCAAUCGGCGGGGUGUAUCAAAACGCAACGGGUAAACUGUGCGGUGUUUGGCGAAGGGUUCCUCGGGACUACAGGAAAUUACUUCGGGAGGAGCGUCUACACGUGUCGUUCAUAUGGGAGCCGUCGUCCACCCUGACCGGACAAUUGUCCCGUUACCGUGCCUUGUCCACCGAGCAGUACUCCUCGUUACUGGAGCCCACGAUGGGCGUAGACCGGUCUCUGAUGUCUGGCGCAGGGGCCACAGCCAUAGUUUCGGCGUCGUCGGCUUCGGCGCCAUCGAUCCACGUGUCCCUGGUGUUCAACGGAGUGUUCCUGCCUAACGACGUGCUCGAGGUGCCCCUGAUCGUUCAGUUAGAGCACGUGGAGAAGGACUACGUGGUGCUGCGAGAGGAGAUCGUGGUGAAGAAGCCGUCGAACGAGCUGAACUUCGGGGAGGUCCGUAGCGCGUUGUCUGGAGCGGACCUGCGUCUGCUGACGCGCGGCAAGUUGUCCAUCAGCAUAAUGUCCAAGAAGGAUCCGCAGGCGAUAAGAUUGGCGGGCAUGGUUGGUCCCAGAGCCACCUGCGACAUGUAUCAGACGUUGCUGUUGUCGGAGACGCCUUCAGCGGCGUCAGGGCUCGCCUGGGCUUUCUUGGACCGCGCUGGAUCGUUACGGUACGGAGUUCAGUUGAUCGGACUCGAGGAAGAGAGUCCCCUGGUGACCCUGGUGGACGAGGGGGGCAAACGUCGCACGGAACUCGAAGAUCUGACUCCUGCUUUGGUUGACGGGCUCGCGAACGGGUCCCUGGAUCGCCCAGGACCGCGUCUCCUGGAGCCCCUCUUCAACGGCGAGCUGUCCGUCGUGGCAGCCUCCCAUAUGGGCUCCAUGUUGCGUGGUCGCCUCUAUCAGAGACCAGUGGCGGACGCCAGGGACACCACAGCGCCAGUGUUGCUUCGAAGAUUGUCUCAGGAACCCGUUCAUCCCGGUCCCGUUGGACUGGUCUGGAUAGCCGUGGACCUCGAUUGCUCCCUCCACUAUGAAUUAGAGAUCGCUGGCUUCCCGCAGGCACCGGCAACCGCCAACACCGAACCACGGACCUUCAGGCUCUAUCUGGAGACCAUGCCUCUUCUAGCCCAGGGUGCACCAGUCGCUCGGAGACUCCUGGAGGAGUUCACCGGCUAUGUACUCGAAGGGUCAGUCACGGGACUCUCGCCUGUGGAGCUGUACAGAAUCGAAUCCGGUAUCGGGUUCCUGGAGGUGACCGAUAAGCAGGCCGAGAGGAUCCUGAAGGCUCCCUUCAAGGCCAGAGCGCCUCUCAACUGCUUACCCCAUUACACGAACAACGACGUUGCGUCUGUGGUAGCGUACGAGACGGGUGCCUGUUUCCACGAGACCAGAUUCUACGAGGAGGGCACCCAGUGGACCUCCAGCACGGACCCGUGUUCCAUGUGCCAUUGCUAUCGUGGACUGGCACAGUGCGACCCUGUGCCCUGUCCUGCACUCACCUGCGCGCAGGGCAAGCAACUGAAGCCUGCUGUUGGCCACUGCUGCCCGAUUUGUGCGGGUCCUGGGAUGAACGUAAACGGGACCGGGAAGAACGUCAGCUCGAUAACGAGAGGAUGCAUCCUGGCCGGUCAGUUCCACCUACCAGGAGCGUCCUGGCACCCAUACUUGCCACCUGUUGGAUUCGACACGUGUGCAGUCUGCACGUGCGACCCCGUCACGCUGGAGGUAAAAUGUCCACGAGUGCAGUGCCCGCCAUUAGACUGCGACGAGAAGAUCGCCUUCAGACCGAGCAAGAAGGCCUGUUGCAGGCAAUGUCCGGCGACGACGCCCAGCACGGCGAACGUCGGCGUUCAGGGUGGUGACACCACGCGUUUACCUCGAGACCAAGCGAUACCGACGGUCAAACGCACCCCCGAAGAGAUCCUCGCUGCCGGUGGUUGCAAGUAUCCUCUGGGUGGACCUUACGAGAACGGGAUGGAGUGGCAUCCUCGCGUUCACUCGCAUGGGGAGAUGAAGUGCGUCAAGUGCAGGUGCAAGAACGGCGAGGUGAGAUGCGACCGGAAGCGGUGUCCCCGUGCGCUCUGCAACUCGAUCACUCAUCAAAUAAAACGCGGCGAAUACGUAGGAGAGGUGGACGACUGUUGCACGGUGCAGUGUCGUCGAGCAAGGCGUCAUCAUCGCAACAAUCACCACCCAGCCCGACAUUCGGUGACGCCUCGAGAGCUCAGCUGAGUCCAGCUGUCCGAAUGAACCUCCUUCGAGCUAUCCUGCUUCAUGGAAACGUUCCCGGGCCAUGUUUCUCUCGACAGUCAUCGUCCCACAGUCGAAUAGAGCAGUUAUAGUCGUCCAUCUUCCGCGAACGGACCAGGAUCCUGCAGAAAUAUCGGAGCUACAUCUUCUCGUCUUAUAGAGUUAUAAUUUAUAGUCUUGUCUUCCGUAUCAAAUAGAAGGAUCUCGUGGAAAUAUCAAAAUCGAUUUAUGCCAUCUUGACACUCCGAGUCGAGUUUAUAGUCCACACGGACCAAGAAAUAUCGAUGUUGAUCCUACGAUACGAUUCUCGUUUUCGCCAUCUUUAUCAACGUGACAGUAAUGCCUUCGAGAGGAUAGAGCAGUCGAACAGAAAGUCUGCGGAACAGAGCGCCGAUUACAAUUCGUGCAGAUUGAAUCAAAGGAGCGGUAAAAGAGGAUCGUCCUAAGGUUUACGAGUGUUGCACAUUUACGGUGGAAAGAUAACGAGGCUGUAAAAUUCAAUUUACGCGAGGACAGAAAUUUAACGAGGCUGUCUGGCCAGAUGGAGGUAUCACGGUUCGGUAUUGACGAUCGACUGGUUCGGUUUGAGCUUACGAUAUCCGGGGAGGAUUACAUUCGGUUGCGGAUAAAACAGGGCCGGCUGGUAGGGGCUGUGGACAACAGGAAAUUCACUUUUAUGAACAAAAUAUUUUUAUCGUUGAUUUUAUGACUUUUUCAGUUUGAUUCAUUUUAAUAGGUCUUUCAUGCAGUUAGUAUGGGAAUAGUGGGUUCUUGUGAAGUGGAGUGAUGUGAAAAUUUUGAGAUUUCGAAAUUGUAGAAUUUUCUUGUUACGAAUCUCCUUGUACCUAAAUUCGCAAGUGCUCAAACUAUGCUUUUCUAAAUGUUCUAAUUUACAAAUUUCCAAAUUCAUAAA
Molecule: messenger RNA, 5128 nt
Organism: Megachile rotundata (alfalfa leafcutting bee)
Lineage: Eukaryota; Metazoa; Arthropoda; Insecta; Hymenoptera; Megachilidae
Gene: sog
Product: chordin short gastrulation
Biological process (GO): multicellular organism development; negative regulation of BMP signaling pathway; dorsal/ventral pattern formation
Molecular function (GO): BMP binding
Source: RefSeq, a predicted model, not a curated record